AGCCACCCACCCACACACACACACACACACACACACACACACACACACGAGCGAGCGCUUCCUCUCUUUCAGCCACACAGCGCGUCUUACUCAGCGUGUGAACGCACAUUUCCUUCUCCCUCUUCUCGAUCGCCUCAUUGGAUCACAGCGCAAUAGGCUGAAUGUAUGCAGUGCGCACCAUCUGGUAUAAUUCAGCGCAAACCACGGCUGGCUCCGGCGCAUGUGAAUGGGUCUCUCCCUCUCGGGUUUGCUAGAGUUUCGCAGGCCGUUUCGUUCAGACUGAGAGGUGCUCUUUUCCAAUCAUGGCUAUGCUGCAUCCCCGCCGGAGGAGAGAUGCGCUGGUCUGGCUGCUGCCCGGACUGCUCGGAGUGUGCAUGGCAUUUGGACCCAGUAAAGCUGAGGAGGAAGAUUAUGAGGAUGUUCCCAUAAAUAAAACGUGGGUUUUAUCCCCAAAGGUUUAUGACAGUGACGUCACCCUCAUUCUGAAUAAAUUAUUGCAGGGCUAUGACAACAAACUGCGACCAGACAUUGGAGUAAGACCCACCGUCAUUGAGACAGCCGUGUACGUGAACAGCAUAGGCCCAGUGGAUCCCAUCAACAUGGAGUAUACCAUAGACAUUUUCUUCGCUCAGACAUGGUAUGACAGCCGGCUCAAGUUUAACAGCACCAUGAAGCUCCUCAUGCUAAACAGCAACAUGGUGGGAAAGAUCUGGAUCCCUGAUACGUUUUUUCGCAACUCCCGCAAAUCUGACGCCCACUGGAUCACUACACCCAAUCGGCUUCUGCGCCUUUGGAGCAAUGGACGUGUAAUGUACACUCUGAGGUUGACUAUUAAUGCGGAAUGCUACCUUAAGCUGCAUAACUUUCCUAUGGAUGAACAUUCGUGUCCGCUGGAGUUUUCAAGCUAUGGGUAUCCAAAAAAUGAGAUCCAGUAUAGAUGGCAGCGUCGUGCUGUUGAGGUAGCUGACCAACGGUACUGGAGACUUUACCAGUUUGCCUUUGUUGGCCUGCGCAACACGUCUGAUGUGGCACAUACUCAGUCUGGGGAGUAUGUGAUUAUGACGAUCUUCUUUGAUCUGAGCCGGAGAAUGGGCUACUUCACCAUCCAGACCUACAUCCCCUGCAGCAUGAUUGUAGUGCUGUCCUGGGUUUCCUUCUGGAUAAACAAAGAUGCUGUGCCUGCCCGAACAUCUUUAGGUAUCACAACCGUCCUUACUAUGACAACCCUAAGCACCAUAUCCAGGAAGUCAUUGCCGAAGGUGUCUUAUGUGACAGCUAUGGAUUUGUUUGUGUCUGUUUGCUUCAUCUUCACCUUCGCUGCCCUUAUGGAGUAUGGAACACUGCACUACUUCACCGGUAACCGUCAGAACAAGAAAACCAAGUCGAGCAGUGCACCGAAAUCAAGCAUGGCGAACAUCAGACCAGGGACGUCUCUGCUCCAGAUGAACAACAUUGCGCCCUAUCAUGAUGAUGAUGAUUACACAUAUGAGUGUCUGGAUGGGAAAGACUGCACAAGUUUUUUCUGCUGCUUUGAUGACUGUCGCUCAGGGGCAUGGCGUGAAAACAGGAUGCAUGUUCAUGUGUCCAAAAUUGACUCCUACUCCCGAAUAUUCUUCCCAACUGCGUUUGGCCUCUUCAACCUUGUGUACUGGAUUGGGUACCUCUAUCUCAUAUAAAGAUACGGUGUGAGUGAGGCUUGGACUCAUCUAAGAAAUGUUUAAUUCAAUUCAAUUUUAUUUGUAUAGCGCUUUUAACAAUGGACAUUGUCACAAAGCAGCUUUCCAGAAAUAUAUAAAUUCAGGAUAUAAAUUUUACAUUUAUAAAUUUAUCUCUAAUGAGCAAGCCAGGGGCAAUGGUGGCAAGGAAAAACUCCCUGAGACAAUAUGAGGAAGAAACCUUGAGAGGAACCAGACUCAAAAGGGAAGCCAUCUUUAUCUGGGUGAAAUAUCUGGAAAUCAUUUGUAAAUUCUCCAUCCUCUCGAUACUGUAUAAGAGUGGGUGAAUAAGAGCAGAGGUUUUACCAGUGGUGUCUUCAUCCUUUGAUAUGUUGUAUUUUACUAGGUGAGAAUGUGUUAGUGAAGAAAAGAAAGAAGAACUGCAUGUGACAUGUUAGAGUUAUUAUAGUUCAGUAUUAUAUUACUUUGAAUAUUACCAGCAGGAACUUCAAAAAAAAAUCUUAAAGACUGACAAUUUAAUAUUACAGACUAUUUGAAACAGUGUGUGCCAUAUCAAACAAGUACAUUAGACAUAUCUGCCUUGCUCAGUAAUAAAACAUCUUUAAGGUAUGGUACAAUGAAGGAUAUAAUUCAAAUAAACUUGCAUUGUUACAGGUGUGGCACAAAAAAAACAUGUUUUGUGCUGCAUUUUGUGGACAAAUAAAAUAUUUUUAGCUUUCAGCAUACCCAGUAGUUUAAAGAUCGUAACAGCUUUUAGCAGGAAUAUAACAUACAAUAACAUUUACCUAUUUACUAGUAGCUAUGUAGAUGCUGAGCUGAGUAGUUUUUAUUGUAAAAGACGCAACUAUACUUACAUGUAUAUACACAAAUAUCCAGCUUCCUUGUGCCCUAUCAAACCAAAGCGUAGGUAGAUUAAGAUUUUUCGAUGUGCUAAAAUUUACCCUUAAGCCAUUCUCUUGGAAAUAGCCAAUAAUUACAGCAUACUGGGUUAAUCCUAUCUCUGUAAUAACUGAUGUACAAAAAUCUCUCAUGUCACUGUACCAAACAUGUACGCUACUAUAUAUAUAUAUAUAUA
Messenger RNA from Pangasianodon hypophthalmus (striped catfish), 2751 nucleotides. RefSeq names its product gamma-aminobutyric acid type A receptor subunit gamma1 (gene gabrg1). The coding region runs from base 303 to 1676 and encodes 457 amino acids. The transcript has 9 exons. Gene Ontology annotation, biological process: signal transduction; synaptic transmission, GABAergic; monoatomic ion transmembrane transport. Gene Ontology annotation, cellular component: dendrite membrane; postsynapse; GABA-A receptor complex. NCBI's taxonomy places the organism in Eukaryota, Metazoa, Chordata, Actinopteri, Siluriformes, Pangasiidae. The record is from RefSeq and is a predicted model, not a curated record. Gene Ontology annotation, molecular function: GABA-A receptor activity; inhibitory extracellular ligand-gated monoatomic ion channel activity; GABA-gated chloride ion channel activity.